CCCGUCUUGUUACUUUUCAUCUUCGCAUAGCAUAUUUAAUUCGUAGCCGAUGGCUCGGCGGCGUGGAGCUGAGAGCGCCCGCUGGUCGAGUCGGAUUUGACGUUUAGGAUAGCCCUUAGUCAACAACCUUAAGUGGUUUCUGCUGCUAUCAAUACAUACAGCGAGGAUAUGGGGCAAGGUAGUCACACGCGGUCCCCGCGACUGUUGACGCGACUCUAAGCCAUGGGUCGUUUCCAGGCAUCCAAAUCUUAUGGUGACUACUUUGGAAAGGGGAAGGCUGUAAAGAAGCCCGAGCCGCGGAAGGAGUCCAACUCGCCCGCGCAGCGCCGUCCCGAAGGAGGUCAGCAUGUCCGCAUCAAGUCGGACGAUGGGGAGGGCUCUGGAAGCGGAGGCGGAGGCUUCCGCAAACUUUUGUCUAAGCUUGCGCCCAGCUUCGGCCGGUCAGUCUCCAAGCGCACGGACAUGCCGCCGUCCAGCCGCGGCAGCUCAGGCGACGGCAGCGCCGGCAAGCCAGCUUCCCGCGCAGCCAGCAGCUUUGUGAACGCCUGGCGUUCCUGCGCGACUCCUGCGGACGUGCUCCGACUGGACCAGAGCCAGACGGGCGGGGCCCCGUCGUCCCGGCGCUCCCGCUCGCGCACGCUACGGCGGGCGCAGUCCUGGGAGUCACAGGCCACUGACACUAUGAGCGCGCCGCGUAGCCGAGCUCACAGCAGCACGGGUGACAGGUCAGAAACAGGUGACGGAGUAGAGGACGACGGCGAGCACGAGGAGCGGCGGGGGUUUGGCAGGCACAGCGGCGCUGGUGGCGGCGAGCGCUCGACAGCGUAUCUUCGCCGCGCCGUCAGCCAGGGCGACGAGCUGAGGGCGCGGCGGACAGGGGCGCACGGGCUUGCGGGCGAGGCCGAGGACGCGGAAGGCGCGCCGAGUGGGCAGCAGCGGCGGCUGCAGCAUCAGCAGAGCGCCCGUACAGCUGUCGGUGGCACCGGCCACUCUGGGCCCGCGAGUGACGAGAGCGACUUGGAGGGUCUGAGCGAGGAAAAACGCAAGGCGCGACUGCUGGAGCGCGAGCGUGCGCGCAUUCAUGACCGCCUGCGCGCCAAGCUGGGACUGUUGAUGCAUGCGCAGGGGCAGCAAUACAACGUGGCGGGGCUGCCUGUACAGCAGGCUGAGCGACAGCAGCAACAGCAGCGACAGCAACAGCAGCAGCAACCGCAGCAGCAUUUGGCGUUGCGUCGCGUACAAGCGGUGGAGAAGUCGCCCUGGCACGGAGACUAUUCCGUGGGCUCGCCACACAGCAGCAGCGGGCACGCACACGUCGCGAGCGUGGUGGCGCCGCAUGAUUACGCCGCUGGCGGCGCAGCGGCCGUUGACGGCAAUGACGAGUACCUGACGGCGGAGGAGGUUGCGGAACAGGAGCAGCGGCAGAAGGUGGUGCACCGGUGGCUUUACUCGGUGGCCGCCGUGCAGGACCAGCUAGGCGCACAGCGCGGCGCUGCUGCCCUGGGCCCCGGAAUGUUGGAGGAGACACCUCGCAUGAAGUUUGAAGCGGCAUUGGCGGCAGCGCAGGAGCGCGAGCAGCAGCAGCAACAGCAGCGGCACGUGCAUGCGCAGGUGUCGGUGCGCACGCGCGGGGAUGAGGAGCAGGCGCUGGCGGCAGCGCACGAGCAGCAGCGCGUCGAGUACGGGCGGCAGUUGGGGGUGUCGGCGGCGCUGGCACAGGGACAGCAGAACCGCCAGGCGCGGGAACAGCUGCAGGUGGAGUGGGAAGAGCAGCAGCGUCUGCGGGCCGAGGACCAGCGCAGUCGGGGUUGGGAAGCAGAGGAGCGGCAGCUGGUCGCAGCUGCAUCCGAUGUGACGGCAGCGCGGCAGAUUCUCGGCGAGCAGAUGGCAAUGCUUGACUCCGUGCAGCCCCGGUCGCGGGAGGAGCAGCUGGAGCUCCAGCGGCACAGGCUGCAGCUGACGCAGCAGCAGCUGGAGCUGGAGAAGGAGGGCCAGCGCGUGGCGGAGCGGCAGCGGCUGCUGGGGGCCGAGGUGCGGCUGUACCGGGAGGAGCAGAGGCUGCUGGAGCUGCACCGCCAAGCAGAGGCAGAGGCGCGGCGCGUGGCGCAGGCGGCUGCGGAGGAGGCGGCGCGGCAGGAGGAGCUGCGCCUGAAGCAGGCGGAGGCAGAGGAGCGCGCGCGGCGGGAGGCAGAGGAGCGGGAGGCGGCCAACGCGCGGCGCCUGCAGGCGGAGCUGGAGGCGCAGCUGCAGGCACUGCCGCCGCUGCUGCGGCCGGCAGCGCUGCAACAGCAGCAAAAGCCAUCGCGCCUAGAGUACGAGCCAGUGCGAGCGCCGUCAAAACCGGUGGGGCCACCAUCGCAGCCGCCGCCAGCACCGGCUCUGCAACAGCCGCCGGCACCACCACCUCCAUCGGCAACUGAACAGAGCCGGCUUGACUAUGUGCCGCAGCAAGUGGCUCGCGUCCCACGGCGGCAGGUAUCAUGCGUACGCCAGCAACUGUUGCCUGGGGCGCAGUUACAGCAACAGCAGCAGCAAGCAGAGCAGGUUCCCGAGGCCGCCUCCUCCGCGCAGGCAGAGACUGCAGCAUGGGCUGAGGUGGCAGCGCGAGCUGCUGAAGAAAUCGCUGCGAAGGCCGCAGCGGAGGCACACGCUGCUGCAGAGUUGCGGGCUGCCAAGGAGGCAGCCGCCCAAGCCGCCGCCGAGAUCCGGGCAACCGAAGAGGCAAGGGCCGCGGCUGAACUAAAGGCGGCGGCGCAGGCCAAAGCUGCAGCGGAGGCUAAGGCAGCUGCAGAGGCCAAGGCGGCAGCAGAAGCAAAAGCAGCUGCAGAAGCCAAGGCAGCGGCCGAGGCGAAAACAACAGCAGAGGUAAAAGCGGCACCCGAGGCGAAAGCAGUUGCAGAAGCCAAGGCAGUGGCCGAGGUGAAAGCAGCAGCGGAGGCAAAGGCCGCAGCGGAGGCUGCUGUCGCAGCCGCAGCCGCAGCAGCUUCUGCCACUCCUGCCUCCGCCUUGGCGCGCCGGCGUGACCCAUCAGACCCUGGCAACGGCCUACAGCGUGAGGUUUCGCCUGCCUCACAGAUGACGGGCGCCUCAGCCCCGUCGGCCACGGGCCAGCCGGCGCCAGAGGCUGGGGCGCCGGCACCGUCCCGCGAGCUGCGCGUGUCGUUGUCCAUGCCGCAGCACUUCAUUUCAGCAUCAGAACCGCAUCCGCAGGCCAAGGUGGCCAACGCCAAAGCAGCAGCAGCCGCACCCGACAAUGACCUGACGCGGCUGCCGUCCUGGGCCGACAACUAUCCCGCCGCCAGUGCCAAGGCACCGCUGCCCCUCGAUCGGGCCGCCCGGCCAGCCGCCAAGCGCCCCUCGGAUAACCAAGACCCUGACCCCGACAGUGACCUGAUUCGCCUUCCCUCCUGGGCAGACGACUUCCCCUCCCGCCCAACGACAGCCGCGGCAGCGCCGCACAGGCCGCCGCAAGCGCAGCAGCUACAGCAACACAAGUCCAACGUGACACGCGUGUCGGAGGCGGAGCUGGCGCUCAUCGGCGACGAACUGCUCGACAUGUUCGCCGCUCCCGAUGGCACCAAGCGACGUGCCAGCAUCAAGCGGGACACGCUCUCACCGGCAGUCUCCGCGUCCGCAGACGCGGCGCCUGUGCUCCAGGCCGUAGCAGUGCUCGCGGGUGCAGGCGGGGCGAGCGCUGGCCCAGUGCUGCGGCAUGCCGGCGCAAGCGAAAGUCACGUGCGCUGGUCAAUGCCAAACGUGUCGAGGGCGCCGGCACAGCCACAGCCACAGCCACAGCCCCCGUCAGCGCCGCCGCCACCAAAACGUGAACGCUCAAUACGCUUCGGUGGCGCAUCCGUGCGCACGCUUGAGCCCGAGCCUACCGACACCGCUGCGGACGGCGCCACCGCUGCGGAUGGCACCGCCCCUGGUAUGCCGCCGGCGCUCACUGACGCGGCUGCGAGCUUCGCCUCUGCCCGCUCGGCGCACUCCUUUGCCUCUGGCCUUAGCCAACCUGGCGAGGGCGGGUCACACUCUGGCAGUGUCCGGCGCACAGAGCUGCUUCGGGCGGCCUCCAACACGGCCUCCACGCUGCGAGACACCCUGAAGCGCAUUCGCACCAUGGGCAGCAACAACUCAUCGCAGGGGCCUUCCAACGUUGGCACACCCGUCCGAGCAGCCGCUGACGGAGACGAUGACGGCGGGGCAGAUGACCUAGACGAGGAGUGGGCGGACCUUGAGCGGACACUCAAGGCGCGCAGCCAGCGGGCGUCGGUGACGGCCAGAACCGGCGACGGCUUGGAUAUGGCAGGGGUCGCGGCAGCGCUGGCGCAGGAGCAGGCGGGACAGCGUGCACCACUCGUUCCUCCCGCGUCGCUGGUGGCCCUGUCGCCUGUCAGGCCGGCGGCCGUGCCUGCCGUCAGCAAGCUUGCUGUCGCUUUCGUUGCCGUCGCGCCCAACUCCCCAGCCGCGCCUCUGGCGCGCACGGACUCUGGGCCCGUUGCGCCCAACCUGCGACGCAUCAGCAACUCGGGCGCUGGCAACAGCCCGCUCGCAUCGCGCCCUCAGGCGCGCGCCUCGCAUGCAGGCAGCACGGCCAGCCCUGCGACCCCCACGGCGCCGCCGCCGUGGCGCACGUCCGGGCUUGGCGGAGCCACAUUCAACAAUUCGAACGGCGCGGCGAGUAGUCCUGCCUCCGGUCCUACGGCGGGGCCUGCACCUGCACCACGGCUUAGCAACGGUGGCAAUGCAGUUGGAGCUGCCGGGGGCAGCGUCAGCGGCAGCCUGAUGCCUUCGCGCCUACGCUUUGACGCAGACAACAAGGCAGAUGUCAGCAGUGGCAAAGCCGGGGGUGGCAUGAGCCCAACGCCGAUGGCUCCGCGAUGGCGAGAUAUGAUGCGGCUUGCGACAGAUGCGCUGCAGGCUUCUGUUGCCGACGGUGUUGUGCCAGGCCCGGCGGGUAGCGCCGCCGCUGCAGGCGGCGACGGCAGCGGAGGUGGAGGUGGCAAUGCGUCGUCAGCGACAGCCCUUGCCUGGCGCUCACGCCUAGUAAAGUCUUCUCGCGCGCUUCUUGGAGCAAGCGAAUCCGUGAGCGAGUCGCUGCCAAUGGGAAGUAAGUUGUCGCAGUCGGGAGAGCGGUCGAGCACACCGCCGGCACGGCUUACCGGCGGCCGGCGCGCCACCACGGACGGCGCUGGCAACGGCGCAGACGCGGGAGACAACGGCGGUGAUUUGCUGGGGCUGUUGGGAGCCGGAGCAAACAGCAGUGGCGGCGGCACGGGUGGGGCUGGCUUGGCGCGCGCUGGCCGGCGUGCAGUGCCGGGCGGCAGUCCGCUCAACCCCACGCCACCGCCGCCCCGGCGUGGCACACUGGUCACUCGGUUUAGCGAGAACGGAUUAGUUGCGGGCGCACAGCAGGUGUCGCUGACAGGUGGCAUGGCCGGUUUGAGCGCUUUACCUGGCGGCUCGUCAGGUGCAGCACCAUCGGCUGCUGCAGCCGCUGCGGCCGGGCGCGUGCGUUGGGCUGCCGCCAUGCCUCUGCAGUCGCAGGGGCUACAGGGCCUUGUGUCCGUGCCUGUCAGCGGCAACAGCUUCGUCGGGUUGCAGGGCUUGGAUGCUGAGAAGCGCCGCCACAUAAGCGAAACCGGCGUUGCCGGCGCCAACGGCUCUGGGCAAGGCAGCGCGUAUGCCAGCCCCGCCGGCAGCGGGGCCGCGUUGCUCAAGCUGCGCUUUGGCGCUGCCGGUGCGAUGGCGGUUGUGAGCGGCAGCGGGGGCGGAGCCGCCUCCAACGGCGGGCACAGCAGUCAAAAUGGUUCGGGGGCUGUGCCAACACCCUACGCAUCCAUCCUGAACGAACUCCAGCAGGUUGGCAGCAAUGGCGGCUAUGGCAGCGAUGGCGGCUAUGCGAGCGGUCUGGCGUCUGGGCCAAACUCGGGGUCUACCCCGCGCUUUGUAGGGACCACCGCCGCACCAGCACGCCGGUUGGGGGAGAAGCUAGCACGCAGCUUCGGUGCGACUGUGCAUGCCAACCUGGCGGCGGCUGCCGCAGCGGAGGCAGGCAGCGGAGGCAACUCCAGUGGCGGCGGUGCACCUAAGCGUGUGUCGUUGAACGGGGCCUAUUAGUUGUGUGCACGACCCAGCAUACUUUUAUUAAUCAAUUCAGGCUGCAAGAAAUGGCUUGUGGAUUGAUUCCGUGUGAAGCGUACACGUUUACAACCACCGUGAUAUUGCUGUGUAUUGUUGCAAUUGUCGUCUGGCAGGUAACGAUUGUAUAUAGCCGAGUACUGGCAAACGUGGUGGCCUGCAAAGUCGGCGCGCAAAUAUUUGCUGCAGACAUGCGUGCAAUACACGCGUUGGCGGGGACUGGAGUUCACAAACACGCAUGUGCAGGCCAACUCGUGGGUCAGAUGUUAUUGGCGGCAUAGCGUAUCAUGAUUUCGCAGCAGUUUCUGCCGCAAUUUACCGGAAACCCUGCAUAGCGCAGUUGGGUGUGCAAUGGGACAGGGGUAAGGCAGGUUGGUGAAGUCCCGUAGGGUGCAGCUGAUUCCCAGACCCCAGCAAAUGGCAGACAAUUUGCAACGGCAGGGCUGGAGUGCGCAGCUGGUUGAGCGCAGUUGGAUGCAUCAAUUGCAGCGUAACUGGCCUGGCGGUGCCUCGGCAAGUAGAUUCCGGGAGAUGAGGUAGACAUUCAACCUAGUCGAUGGCUGUGGUGUGGGCUCAGCCCCCUUUCUCAAGAGGAAACCCACCUUCCCCAAGUCACUUCUCCAGCCCCGUCACCAUGGAAACGUCUAUACCAU
Messenger RNA from Chlamydomonas reinhardtii, 6794 nucleotides. RefSeq lists its product as uncharacterized. The transcript is spliced from 2 exons. The record is from RefSeq and is a predicted model, not a curated record. NCBI's taxonomy places the organism in Eukaryota, Viridiplantae, Chlorophyta, Chlorophyceae, Chlamydomonadales, Chlamydomonadaceae. The coding region runs from base 223 to 6120 and encodes 1965 amino acids.